GAUAAGCAAAGGCAAAGGCUCAGAAAGCUUGUUGCUCUGGGCUCCCUGAACAACACGGCCAUCUGUGUGAAUUGGCACUGCAGGGUGAGGCCAUUAGCUGCCCUGAGAACAAUGAACAUCUAGUCUCCACCACCAAAGUGAAAAACAGGCGCUGUCAGCUCUUGCAUCUUCUCACCUUUCUUAAGCGUGCACUGAGAUGUCAGGAGCCCCCAAGGAAGGUGUGGGGCCCCGAGGCCUGCCAGCCAUGGGCAAAGCCUGCUUAACCACCAUGGACAAAAAGCUGAACCUGCUGAAUGAGAAGGUUGACAAGCUCUUGCACUUCCAAGAAGACGUCACGGAGAAGCUGCAGUGCGUCUAUCAGGGUAUGGGCCACCUGGAGCAAGGCCUGCACCGGCUGGAGGCCUCCCGCGGUCUGAGUCCAGUGGGAAGUGACCCCCCAUCUGCAGCUGCUCCCCAGGUCGGGUGGCCAGAGGUCCUAGAGCUGGUGAGGGCUGUGCGGCAGGAGGCCGCCCAGCAUGGGGCCACUCUCGAAGCCCUCGUCAGGAUGGUGGUGGCCAUGGACAAGGCUGUUGCUUUGGUGGGGGCUGUGUUCCAGAACUCAAAGGUGGUGGAUCUCAUCCUGCAAGGAAGUGGCCCCUGGAGGGAAGGCAGCCCGGCUGGUGACCCUGCAGAGAAUAAAGAGAGAGUGGAAGAGAAAGGAGCAAAACCCACGCAUGUGCUGAGCAAUAGAGGUGUGCAAGCUGAGAUCAGGGAACCUUGGGAAGAGAGCCAGACAGUAGAUCUGGCAGAGGGGACGGUGGAGAGGCUGAGCCCUGUCACUUCAGGGAUGGGAUUUGACCUCCUCGCCCAGCCAGAGGGCCCCACAGAGCAGGGGGCUGGAGUUCCUGGUCCAGCCCAGCUGCCCCCUGACCACCUGCUGCUGCCCAUAGAGGUGGAAGCCAACGCUUCUGGGGCAUCCAGUGAGAAACCUGGGAAUGACCCUGCAUCGUCUGAGGCACCUGACGGGGGCCAGGAGUCUUCCACUCACCAGGAGGCUGCACUGGCUACAGAACAAGGAACACUGUCCGACAGGCCUGACCCUCAAUCCUCAGAGAACAUCAUGGGACUGACAUCAGAGUCAUCAGCCAUGGUCAAGGCAGCUGACAGUGGAGAACUGGGCCCACGGAUCUCCAUCCAUGUGCAGGAGACGGAUAUACCAGGGGAGCUGCUUGUGACACGAGGGGACGAUCUCAGAGCCACACCACCUGAAGAGGCUCCAGCUGCUGCCUAUCCAGGUGAGCAGGACCCACAGGGACCCAGGGACUGCUCCCAGGUCCCUGGAACUGAGUUAGGAAAUCAGAUCUCAAAAGAAGACAGCAAGUUGUCCCUGCUGCAAAAGGCCGGCAGUGAUGAGGAAGCAAAUGCCGAGGAGACACAGGGCCCCGGGGCUGGAUCCACCAUGGAACCAAGUGAGACCAGGGGGGACAAGAGCGACGAUGCUGGAGUCCUAGGACCAGACAAAGGCCCAGCAGCAGGAAACCUGGAGCCCGGAAAGGACAGUGCAGCCAGGAGCGUUGGCAGUGGGGAAGAAGGAAGGAUGAAGUCCCUGAGCGCAGAAGCUGUGGUUCUGGAUGAUAGUCCAGCCCCACCAGCUCCUUUUGAACACCGGAUGGUGAAUGUCAAGGAGACCUCGACCUCGAUAAGUUACACAAUAUGCCAGCACGAAGUCUUGGGAGGGGGGCGGUUUGGCCAGGUACACAAGUGCACAGAGAAGUCCACCGGCCUCUCGUUGGCAGCCAAGAUCAUCAAAGUGAAGAGUGCCAAGGAGAGGGAGGAUGUGAAGAAUGAGAUCAAUAUCAUGAACCAGCUCAGUCACGUGAACCUGAUCCAGCUCUAUGAUGCCUUUGAGAGCAAGAACAGCUUUACCCUCAUCAUGGAGUACGUGGAUGGGGGUGAACUCUUUGACCGAAUCACAAAUGAGAAGUACCACCUGACUGAGAUGGAUGUGAUCUUGUUCACCAAGCAGAUCUGCGAGGGUGUGCAUUACCUGCAUCAGCACUAUAUCCUGCACCUGGAUCUCAAGCCGGAGAACAUACUGUGUGUCAACCAGACAGGACAUCAAAUUAAGAUCAUUGACUUUGGGCUGGCCAAAAGAUAUAAGCCUCGAGAGAAGCUGAAGGUGAACUUUGGCACUCCUGAGUUCCUCGCCCCGGAAGUAGUCAACUAUGAGUUUGUCUCCUUUCCCACUGACAUGUGGAGUGUGGGAGUCAUCACCUACAUGCUACUCAGUGGUUUAUCCCCAUUUCUAGGGGAAACAGAUGCAGAGACCAUGAAUUUCAUUGUGAAUUGUAGCUGGGAUUUUGAUGCUGAUACCUUUGAAGGGUUGACAGAGGAGGCCAAGGACUUUGUUUCCCGACUGCUGGUCAAAGAGAAGAGCUGCAGAAUGAGUGCCACACAGUGCCUGAAACAUGAGUGGCUGAAUAAUUUGCCUGCCAAAGCUUCAAAAUCUAAAAUAUGUCUCAAAUCUCAGUUAUUGCUGCAGAAGUACAUGGCUCAGAGGAAAUGGAAGAAACAUUUCUACGUGGUGACCGCUGCCAACAGAUUAAGGAAAUUCUCAACUUCUCCCUAAUCUUCAACUCUGGUGUUCCCUAGACCUAGAAAUUAUUGAGACUGGUGGUAAAGUGAUGCCUCAAGUAUCUACACAAUGUGGCCUUUUACUAAUAUUGAUUCCAAUUAUUUUGUUUAAAAUGUUAUAGCUGUUGCUUUUCUUAUAAACAAAGAAAAAAAAGACUAGAGAAAGUAACCUAAGAAUGUUUUCUACCUUAUGUUUGAAUUGUCUAUUUACUUUUCAAGUGUACCUACUUUAGGUGAUAAGUAUAGUCAUGCUUUAUGUAGAUAGGAAAAUCUUUACUUUGGAUAUAUCAAAGUUUAAAUUCUAAGCUUACUCUGAUUAAAGAACCCAGUAGACAAAUGGGUAUAUUUUAGUUUGCUCAAGUGUGAGCUGACAUUUUUUCUUACAUGAUUCCACUCAAAUGUAAACUAAUGUAGAUUUAAGAAAACAAACCUCAAACUUGUA
Sorex fumeus (smoky shrew) is the source of this 3055-nucleotide messenger RNA. RefSeq names its product myosin light chain kinase 3 (gene MYLK3). The record is from RefSeq and is a predicted model, not a curated record. The coding region runs from base 197 to 2608 and encodes 803 amino acids. Gene Ontology annotation, biological process: protein phosphorylation; intracellular signal transduction; positive regulation of apoptotic process. The transcript is spliced from 13 exons. Gene Ontology annotation, molecular function: ATP binding; protein serine/threonine kinase activity. Lineage: Eukaryota; Metazoa; Chordata; Mammalia; Eulipotyphla; Soricidae. Gene Ontology annotation, cellular component: nucleus; cytoplasm.